Perognathus longimembris pacificus (Pacific pocket mouse) is the source of this 1078-nucleotide messenger RNA. RefSeq names its product signal sequence receptor subunit 3 (gene Ssr3). NCBI's taxonomy places the organism in Eukaryota, Metazoa, Chordata, Mammalia, Rodentia, Heteromyidae. Gene Ontology annotation, cellular component: membrane; endoplasmic reticulum. Gene Ontology annotation, biological process: SRP-dependent cotranslational protein targeting to membrane. The record is from RefSeq and is a predicted model, not a curated record. The transcript has 5 exons. Bases 39 to 596 code for a protein of 185 amino acids.
CCCGCCGUCCCCGGUGCGCUCCCGGUCCCGCCGCAGCCAUGGCUCCCAAGGGCGGCGCCAAGCAGCAGUCGGAGGAGGACCUGCUCCUGCAGGACUUCAGCCGCAACCUCUCGGCCAAGUCCUCGGCGCUCUUCUUCGGGAACGCCUUCAUCGUGUCGGCCAUCCCCAUCUGGUUGUACUGGCGAAUAUGGCACAUGGAUCUCAUUCAGUCCGCCGUUCUCUAUAGUGUAAUGACCCUUGUGAGCACCUACCUAGUGGCCUUUGCAUACAAGAACGUCAAAUUUGUUCUCAAGCACAAAGUAGCACAGAAGAGGGAGGAUGCUGUUUCCAAAGAAGUGACUCGAAAACUUUCCGAAGCUGACAAUAGAAAGAUGUCUCGAAAGGAAAAGGAUGAAAGAAUCCUGUGGAAGAAGAAUGAGGUUGCUGAUUAUGAAGCAACCACCUUUUCCAUCUUCUACAACAACACCCUGUUCCUAGUCCUGGUCAUCGUGGCCUCCUUUUUCAUACUGAAGAACUUCAACCCCACGGUGAACUACAUCUUGUCCAUCAGCGCUUCAUCAGGACUCAUCGCCCUCCUGUCAACUGGCUCCAAGUAACCUCAGCCGCGCCCGCCUCACCCCUGCUCGUGGCCGUGGCGGGGGCAGCAGCCAGGGGGGGCCAGGUGGGAGGCACACGAGAGGUCUUUAUGGUAUGGAGCUGGGAGGUUUAAAAAACGAAACAGAGUGGAAUCGAGUAUUUGUUUAUUGGCUCUCCUUUGACAGAUUGUUGAAAUUAAAUGAAUUGAAAGGGAAACUCAGAGUACCAGGACAUUUAUUAAAGGCAAGAAGUCUCGCAAUGUGCUAUAAUCACCAGAAGAGAAAAUAACUUGUUUCCUUGAUCUGUCAGAGGUCACGGUAACCUGGACUGAGCUGUUAUUAUUUAUAAUAGCAGCAAGAAGUUAAUAACUGGUUCUCUGUGUUCCAAGCACAAUAUUACAACUUUUUGAACCAUAAAUAUCAGAAUGAGUUGUCUUCCCCAGGGAAUGAACAGAAGCUUUGUGUUUGUAAGUCUGAAUUUGUGAUUGGUAAUAACUCAGACU